AUGCAACUGGCCGAGCUCUUGCAUUCCAAAACCUUCCACAUAGCUUUUGUCAACAUCAAACAUAACCACAGGCGGCUGGUUUGA
Molecule: messenger RNA, 84 nt
Organism: Linum tenue
Lineage: Eukaryota; Viridiplantae; Streptophyta; Magnoliopsida; Malpighiales; Linaceae
Source: the annotation of a GenBank genome assembly